AUGAAACGAAAGUGUCGAGGAUACGAGACUGGCUACGCAUUUGCACGAGUAGUCAUCCUCAGUGCGGACCGAAAUGGCCUUGUGAAGCGCCAAGGAGACUGGUCGAUUUGGGUGUGGAUAAUUCCGGUGCCUUCAAGUUGGUGUCGACUGCAAGCAUGA
This is a messenger RNA of Cyphellophora europaea CBS 101466, 159 nucleotides long. RefSeq lists its product as uncharacterized. NCBI's taxonomy places the organism in Eukaryota, Fungi, Ascomycota, Eurotiomycetes, Chaetothyriales, Cyphellophoraceae. The record is from RefSeq and is a predicted model, not a curated record. Bases 1 to 159 code for a protein of 52 amino acids. The transcript has a single exon.